CGGGAGGUUCUGCGCAGGCGCGGCAGUCGUGCGACAGCCGUCACUUACGGCCGGAGCUGUUUGUGCUGGGAGCUGGUGGCGCGGUGCAGGGCUCUUAAGAACGAACGGCUUGGGCGCGGACUGGUAUCCGGGGACUGUGACUUGCAGGGUCCGCCAUGGAGCCAGAGCAGAUGCUGGAGGGACAAACGCAGGUUGCAGAAAAUCCUCACUCUGAGUACGGUCUCACAGACAACGUUGAGAGGAUAGUAGAAAAUGAGAAGAUUAAUGCAGAAAAGUCAUCAAAGCAAAAGGUAGAUCUCCAGUCUUUGCCAACUCGUGCCUACCUGGAUCAGACAGUUGUGCCUAUCUUAUUACAGGGACUUGCUGUGCUUGCAAAGGAAAGAUGAGGAAACAGACUUGGAGAGGUUAAGUGACAUGCUCAAGACAACACUGCUGGGUCUUGCUACGUACGUUGCCCAGGUUGGAAUGCGGUGGCGUGAUCAUGGCUCACUGUAGCCUCGACCUCCUGGGCUCAAGUGAUCCUCCCUCCUCCGCCUACCAAGUAGCUAGGGGCGAAGCCACCACACCCGGAUAAUUAAAAAAUAAAAAAUUUAUAGAAACAGGGUCUCCUAUGUUCCCCAGGCUGGUCUAGAACUCCUGGCCUCAAGCAGUCCUACUGCCUCAGGCCCCCAAAGUGCUGGGAUUAUAGGCAGGAGGUACUAUGCCCAUGCAGUUACAAAUAUUUUAUAGUGUUUGCUCCAAAACUUUCAUUGGAUGUAUGCAACUUUCUCUUCCUAUAUUCCUACUUUUGCAAUGGUGUACUUUGUAACAAUAACACUUCCUCAGAGGUCCAA
Pongo pygmaeus (Bornean orangutan) is the source of this 833-nucleotide messenger RNA. It is a transcript of the gene DPY30, whose product is annotated as dpy-30 histone methyltransferase complex regulatory subunit. Bases 156 to 386 code for a protein of 76 amino acids. Lineage: Eukaryota; Metazoa; Chordata; Mammalia; Primates; Hominidae. The record is from RefSeq and is a predicted model, not a curated record. Gene Ontology annotation, cellular component: Set1C/COMPASS complex. The transcript is spliced from 6 exons.